GAACCCGACCCAUUCGCAGAAACUCGCACAAAGACAAUUAUAGAAAGGCAGGCCUCUAAAUAUGCAGAACGUGCACGACACAGGGCAAUCUCUCCAGAUCGAGUUGAUGCUUUCAUUGAUCAAACCCCUGAUCAAAGGAAUCGCGGCUAUGCGGAGAUUAUGAAGGAGCAACAGUACAAAGAAGAAAAGGGGAAGGUUCUUGGUGCAGGAUCUGCAACUCCUGGUGGAGCCACUCCAGGAGGGGCACCACGUAAACGCUUAGGCAUUUCGAGCAUUAGCGCCGACGCAGCAACACCACAUGUCGCGCGAUGGGAAGAAACACCAGCUCAUGCUAAUGCAACUGAUGCUACG
Molecule: messenger RNA, 351 nt
Organism: Strongylus vulgaris
Lineage: Eukaryota; Metazoa; Nematoda; Chromadorea; Rhabditida; Strongylidae
Source: the annotation of a GenBank genome assembly